UGUUUUACAGAAAAGAGAAUUUGCAGUGUCUGUGUAGGUUAGAGUGAGAGAGAGUUAUUUAUCUCUCAUCAAACAGUCCAGAGUCAUGGAUUACUCUGCUCUACUGCAACCUACACCAAUGCUGUUCCUCUUUGUGUUGCCGCUAUUGUUUUUAUUUGGUAUGUUAUUAAGGGGACGUAAGAAACUACCUUACCCACCAGGACCAAAGGGUCUACCCAUCAUUGGAAACAUGAACAUGUUGGAUCAGCUCAAUCACCGUGGAUUUUCCAAACUCGCCAAACAAUACGGUGGUCUCUUACAUCUUCGUUUGGGUGGUCUCCACGUGGUGGUAGCGUCUACCCCUGAGAUGGCUCGCCAAGUCCUUCAAGCCCAAGACAUCAACUUCUCCAAUCGCCCACUUAACAUAGCCAUCAAGUACCUUAGCUACGACCAAGCUGAUAUGGCUUUCGCCCACUACGGUUCCUUCUGGCGUCAGAUGCGUAAGGUCUGUGUCAUGAGGCUGUUCAGUCGCAGAAGGGCUGAGUCUUGGGCGUCCGUCAGAGACGAGGUGGAUUCGAUGAUCCAUACCUUGGUGUCCCAGGCCGGGGAAGGGAAGUCCAUCAACGUCGGAAGCCUCUUCUUCUCACUAGCAAUGAACAUCACCUACAGGGCUGCCUUUGGGUCAGAUGUCUUGGAGGGUCAAGAGAAGUUUGUGUCUAUAAUGCAGGAGUUCUCGCACCUGUUUGGGGUUUUCAACUUGGCCGAUUUCAUACCAUGGCUCGGCUGGGCAGAUCCCCAUGGGCGCCGGAUCCAUAAGACACUCGUUAAGGCACGUAACUCGCUUGAUGUGUUCAUCGACAAAAUCAUCGACGAUCACUUGGAGAAGAGGAAGAGCAGCAAUCGAUCUGAUGAUGAUGAUGUUGAAACUGAUAUGGUGGAUGAUCUGCUCGCUUUCUACACCGAAGAAGAACCACAGAAGAGUGGGGAAUCGGCCGAUUUACAAGGUUCCAUCACCCUCACUCGAGACAACAUCAAGGGCAUCAUCAUGGACGUGAUGUUCGGGGGAACAGAAACGAUUGCUUCAUUGAUAGAGUGGACUGUGACGGAGCUGCUAAAGAGUCCUGAGCAUAUGAAGAGGGUGCAACAAGAAUUAGAGGACGUGAUAGGGCUGGACAGGAUAUUUCAAGAGUCGGACUUAGAGAAUCUCCCCUACUUCAGAGCCACAAUCAAGGAGACACUCCGCCUCCACCCACCGCUACCGGUCUUACUUCACGCCGCAGCCGAGGACGCAGAAGUGGGAGGCUACACCAUCCCAAAGGGAGCAAGAGUGCUUGUCAAUGUUUGGCAAAUUGGAAGGGAUAAAGACUCAUGGGAGGAGCCAGAAACCUACAAUCCAGCUCGGUUCAUGAGUGAUGAUGCCCCUAAUUACAAGGGAAACAACUUCGAGUACUUGCCAUUUAGUUCAGGUAGGAGGUCUUGCCCAGGAAUGCAGUUGGGAAUGUAUGCCUUAGAAUUGGCUUUGGGUCACCUCCUCCACAACUUCAAGUGGGAGUUGCCUAAUGGCCUGAAGCCUAGCGAUAUCGACAUGAGCGAUUCCUCCGGAAUUACCACUCCCAAAGCGGUUCAACUCGUAGCUGUACCCACUAUUCGCCUCACCUGCCCCAUCUUGUGAGUUAUAUAUGACCCAUCAAUGGUGGCUGCUUGUGAUCAUUUAAUGGUUGGCUAUAUUACAAUUGUAAACAUAUCAAAUUGGCUUCCUUGGUAUAUGUAAUAGGAGGUCGUCUUCUUCUUCGUAUUGUAUUGUAAGAGGGCAGAAGUUAUAUUAUGUAGCUAAUAAAAUAAGGGGCAGAAAUAAGUUAUAUAU
This is a messenger RNA of Macadamia integrifolia, 1843 nucleotides long. RefSeq names its product cytochrome P450 84A1-like. The record is from RefSeq and is a predicted model, not a curated record. Lineage: Eukaryota; Viridiplantae; Streptophyta; Magnoliopsida; Proteales; Proteaceae. Gene Ontology annotation, biological process: lignin biosynthetic process. Bases 86 to 1651 code for a protein of 521 amino acids. Gene Ontology annotation, molecular function: heme binding; iron ion binding; monooxygenase activity. The transcript has 2 exons.